Mobula hypostoma (lesser devil ray) is the source of this 1251-nucleotide messenger RNA. RefSeq names its product gonadal somatic cell derived factor (gene gsdf). Lineage: Eukaryota; Metazoa; Chordata; Chondrichthyes; Myliobatiformes; Myliobatidae. The record is from RefSeq and is a predicted model, not a curated record. The transcript is spliced from 5 exons. The coding region runs from base 228 to 875 and encodes 215 amino acids. Gene Ontology annotation, molecular function: growth factor activity.
UCCCAGGCUGAACAGAGUAACACCCACCACAGGCAGCCAGGCAAUCCCACAGACAGGGCUGGCAGAGUGCACUCGAUGAUCCCAUCACUCCACGGCGACCUGCAGGCUCCGUUACGGCCGGCCGUUUCCUGUUUACUCGGGGCUUUAUCUGCGUGCAGGACUUAUCGGCCAGGUGUGGCCUUGUGAGCCGGCUCUAAUUGGCUUCACUUGAUGGGCUUGCGAGCAACAUGUGGCCUCUUUCUAUCUCCCUGCUGCUCGCCCUCUCCCUGGCCCACCUCAGGAUGUCGCAUUUCCUUCCAGUCUCCGAGUGGCAGCCGGGUCGCGCCCCCGCCAGCAGAGGCAACGAGAGGGCUGUGCAGCACAUAAAACACAUUCUCCUGAGGGCCUUGAACCUCGAGCAGAUUCCGAGAAUCCACACAGAGAUGGCGAAGCAGCUCCGGUCCAUGUGGAGAGCGAGGCUCCAGGCCACAUCCCACAUCUCUGCAAUUACAGCAAGCAGCCCCCCAGCUGGGAAUGGGACACAAUUUCAGAAUGAAGAGACUGUCGCCGGGACCAACAUGUCCACAAUGCCAUCAUCACCACGACACUGCUGCCAAAUGGCAUCCCAGAUCACCCUCACAGAUCUAGGCUGGCAAGACUGGAUUCUGUACCCAGAGCAAAUAACAUACGUGCACUGUGCCAGCUGCAGGCACCCACGCAACGCAUUGGCCCAUAACUGUCACCGCAACAAAUCAUCCUCGAGUAGCAGAUCUCACAGGAGACACUGCUGCAAAGCGGUGAAGACGAUCUGGGUCCCGAUCGUGUACGUGGAUGAAGAUCUGUCGCUGGUCAUAAGUAACAUUCCCCUGACUGAGGAAUGUGGAGAAGAGCACUGAGGGGGAAGUGUGGAGGAAGUGCCCAAAUAUAAGUUAUUCCAAAUACCUGCGUUCUGAUCAAUUGGACUGCAUUCAGGCGCCGAGAAAAGUAACUAUUUCCCAGUACGUCUCCUGCGGGGAAAACACCACAAAGAGUUUGGACUGUGUUGCUUCUAUGAUGGGGUGGACUGGUGUGCAUGGGAGUGUGCUUGUUCUGUAUGCUGUGCUGGGACGGGGGAGUGGGGGAGAGGGUUUGCUGAGCUGGGUAAGUUGAUGCGUCAUGCUGUGCGUGGGAGUGAGACUGUCUCCGGACGGCGUGCUGGGAACCAGUCACCAUUGUACGGAAAACACUGAACAAUAUUUACUUUGUGCAUCGUUCCUGAAAAGCUGGAGUCAA